UGACGAGGUGGGUCGAUCCGAAUUUCGAUCCUUUUUCCGUGUUCGAUCCAGAUUUCGAAGCUUUUUUCGUGUAAAUUAUCGGAUCCUUCGGGUAUCGUUGUUGGUUUUCGGUUUUCCGGUUGUGGGUGCAAUUUGAGAUGGUCCAUCUCCGUAGCUCGAACUCAGCUAAGCUCGUUGACCAGUUGGGGCUCAUGGCGAGUUCCGCUAACUCGGUCGAUUCGUUCCUCAAUUCGAGGAUGGGCAAAGCCAGCUAUCUCUCCCAGAGGAAUAGGAGAUUGCUCAAUUCGGCGGCGAGCCGAUCGAAUUCGCCGUCGUCUUGCCACCACCAUGGAUCUCGAUCGGCUGCGGUCGAUGUCGUCAUUCUGAUUGCUGUCGUGGGUGCCUGCGGGUUUCUGCUGUUCCCGUAUGUGAAGUUCGUAGCCGUCCAGCUGAUCGAAAACGUGGGCCCGAUCACGAGCGUGAUCAAGGAGGAGGUUGCUGAGGCUCCGUUGAUUUAUGGAUCGAUAGGACUUAGCGUGUGCUGCGCCGCUUUCGCUAUGUUGGCCCUGGUGGCGUGUUUGGAUCGGAAAUGCGGGAACCCGAAUUGCCGGGGACUGAGGAAGGCGGCCGAGUUCGAUAUUCAGCUGGAGACGGAGGAGUGCGUUAAGAACUCGACCGCCAAGGAAGAUUCAGAGAGGAUGCUGUUCGAAUUGCCGACAAACCAGCACCGAGAACUCGAAGCGGAAUUGAAGAAGAUGGCGCCGCAGAACGGGAGGGCCGUUCUUGUUUUUAGAGCGAGGUGUGGGUGUUCUGUUGGUAGAUUGGAAGUUCCGGGGCCGAAGAAGCCGCGAAAGAUCAAGAAAUAGAAAUGGGUUUGGUUUGGUUUGGCUUGGCUUGGGGGAACUAUAUAGCACAGACAGAGUAAUCAUAACAGAGAGAAGGGGCUUUUAUGAUUAGCCUUGUAUGAAUAAUAAUUUGCGAAUAUUUAUCUCACUGCAAAAACUUGUGGGGAUUAUAUACACCUAAUCAUUACACUUUCCUCCAUCAGCUUAUCUGUGAACACAGCCACUUAUGGAUUGAUUUACUUUUUUGUGACCAAAA
Messenger RNA from Syzygium oleosum, 1080 nucleotides. RefSeq lists its product as uncharacterized. The record is from RefSeq and is a predicted model, not a curated record. Bases 138 to 845 code for a protein of 235 amino acids. Lineage: Eukaryota; Viridiplantae; Streptophyta; Magnoliopsida; Myrtales; Myrtaceae. The transcript has a single exon.